This is a messenger RNA of Calypte anna (Anna's hummingbird), 1001 nucleotides long. RefSeq names its product chromosome 5A C11orf96 homolog (gene C5AH11orf96). The coding region runs from base 404 to 766 and encodes 120 amino acids. The record is from RefSeq and is a predicted model, not a curated record. Lineage: Eukaryota; Metazoa; Chordata; Aves; Apodiformes; Trochilidae. The transcript has a single exon.
UUCCGCUGAGCCGAGGGGACGCACCGCUCCGAUCAGCACCGCGCUCCGAUCAGCACCGCGCUCCGAUCAGCACCGCGCUCCGAUCAGCACCGCGCUCCGAUCAGCACCGCGCUCCGAUCAGAACCGCGCUCCAAUCCGCUCCGAACAACGCUCCGCAUCGCAUCACAAGGGCAUCGCUCCACGCUCCGGUCCGGGCCGCUCCGAUCCACUCCUCGCCGCGCUCCGCACCGUAUCUCUCCGGACAGCACCUCUCCGCACCUGCCCGCGUUUCUUCGCUCCGUUCCGCGGGCUCCAUCCCCUGCCCGCCGGAGCCUCGGCUCCCGGCACGGCCGAAGCAGCGCAACCCGGUCCGCCCGGUCCGCCCGGCCCGGCCCCCGCGGCGGAGGCUCCCGCGGGCGGCAGGAUGGCCAGCAAGGCGUCGGAGCUGCUGGGGGUCUGCUCCAGUUACCAGGCGGUGAUGCCCCACUUCGUCUGCGUGGCCCAGGAGUUCCCCUCGCCCGCCCGCCCCGCCAAGACCCCCAAGGGGAAGCUGCGGCGGCCGCGCCAGUCGCGCUUCAAGACGCAGCCGGUGACUUUCGACGAGAUCCAGGAGGUGGAGGAGGAAGGGGUGUCCCCUCUGGAGGAGGAGAAGGCCAAGAAGUCCUUCCUGCAGUCCCUCGAGUGCCUGCGACGGAGCACCCAGAACCUCAGCCUGCAGCGGGACCGCCUCGGCAGCUGCCGCCUCCGCAACAGCCUCGACUCCAGCGAUUCGGACUCGGCCCUCUGAGGCCGGUGAGAACCCAACCCGGUCCGGCCCGGUGGCAGGGACCGGGCUGCAAGGACCGGGCUGCAGGGACUGGGCUGCCCGGAGCCGCCCCCCCCUUCUCCCCUCCAUAAUCCCCCAUCCCCAAAACCUCCGCCGGGCGGGCAGCCGCGUCGGGAUGUUUUCUAAGAAAGCGCUUGUACCUUCGUUUCUAUUUGAUUGUAUGAAACUCUCCGUUUAAAAGACAAAAGAAAAAAAA